Onychomys torridus (southern grasshopper mouse) is the source of this 2234-nucleotide messenger RNA. It is a transcript of the gene Hcar1, whose product is annotated as hydroxycarboxylic acid receptor 1. The transcript has a single exon. Bases 373 to 1458 code for a protein of 361 amino acids. Gene Ontology annotation, biological process: G protein-coupled receptor signaling pathway. Gene Ontology annotation, cellular component: membrane. Lineage: Eukaryota; Metazoa; Chordata; Mammalia; Rodentia; Cricetidae. The record is from RefSeq and is a predicted model, not a curated record. Gene Ontology annotation, molecular function: G protein-coupled receptor activity.
GGACCAAAGCAGAAAAGAAAAAUCAUCCCCAGGGCUGGGUCCUGUCAUUCCUCUGCAGCAUGCAUCCCAUCAGGCUCCAGAGCUGCAUCCCAGAAAUGCGCGAGUAUGGAAAAGGGCUUGCACCUCAGAGCCUGGCCCAGCCGCAGGCUUCACCCCUGCCGGGGACAUGGAGCUUGUGAUCCCCAGGCUGAGGAAGAGAAAGGACCUACUCCAGGCUUCCAUUUCCUGGCUGAAGUUUCUCUUGUGGGGGUUAGCGUCUGCAUCCCAGGGCGAUGAGGUUAGAGGCCCAGCCACUGGGGGAGUGGUAGUGUUCAGAUAGGUCUGUGCCUUUGUGCCUGCCACCUGAGGACACUCGUCCGCUCUCCGACUGCCAUGGACAACGGGUCAUGCUGUCUCAUCGAAGGGGACCCCAUCUCCCAGGUGAUGCCACCGCUACUCAUCCUGGCCUUCGUGCUUGGUGCCCUGGGCAACGGGAUAGCGCUGUGUGGUUUCUGCUUUCACAUGAAGACCUGGAAGCCAAGCACUAUUUACCUUUUCAACUUGGCCGUGGCUGAUUUUCUCCUCAUGAUCAGCCUGCCCUUACGGACAGACUAUUACCUCAGACACAGACACUGGAUUUUUGGGGAUAUUCCCUGUCGCCUGGUCCUCUUCAUGCUGGCCAUGAAUAGGGCCGGGAGCAUCGUCUUCCUCACCGUGGUGGCUGCGGACAGGUAUUUCAAAGUGGUCCACCCCCACCAUACGAUGAAUGCCAUCUCCAGUCGGACGGCAGCGGCCACGGCCUGCGCGCUCUGGACCUUGGUCAUCCUGGGGACUGUGUAUCUUCUCAUGGAGAGUCACCUGUGUGCACAGGAGACAGUGCCGUCUUGCGAGAGCUUCAUCAUGGAGUCAGCCAAUGGAUGGCAUGACAUCAUGUUCCAGCUGGAGUUCUUCCUGCCGCUAGCCGUCAUCUUGUUUUGCUCCUUCAAAGUCGUUUGGAGCCUGAGACAGAGGCAGCAGCUGGCCGGACAGGCUCGAAUAAAGAGGGCCACCCGGUUCAUCAUGGUGGUGGCUGCCGUGUUCAUCACGUGUUACCUGCCCAGCGUGUUGGCCAGGCUCUACUUCCUCUGGACGGUGCCCUCGAGCGCCUGUGACCCCUCUGUCCACACAGCCCUCCACGUCACCCUCAGCUUCACCUACCUGAACAGCAUGUUGGAUCCGCUCGUCUAUUACUGCUCAAGCCCCUCAUUCUCCAAAUUCUACACCAAGCUCAAAAUCUGCAGUCUGAGACCCAAACGCCCAGGACGCUCAAAGACACAGAGGUCAGAAGAGAUGCCAAUUUCCACCCUCUGUCGUAAGUGUUCCAUCCAUGGGGCAAAUAGCUCCCCAAAGGCCAUGAGACGGACAGUGGGAUCUCCAAGUGUGCUGAAUGGCACUAACACAAACAGCCUAACAGCAAGGCGGAAGGAUGGGCAGCUGUGAGUUAAAUGGAGGGGGGCGGGGGACGACUUCAAAAAUGUCACCAUCCUGUCUCAGCUGUGUCUUUCUCUCACUGAGAUGGAAAAGAAAUCCACAUCAUUCAACCCUUGCUAGGAGGGCCCAGGUGUUUGAAGUGAGUUGGUUGUGUUCAAGGACUCUGAUUGCUGUGGUGAGGGGAUGGUGUGUGUGUGUGUGUGUGUGUGUGUGUGUGUGUGUGUGUGUAGGAAAAAGUGUUGAGUUAGGGACUGCUCAGAGCCUGUGUCACUUUACAUGGCUGAGAAAAUAGGUCUGAGUGUUGCUGGGUCUUGUUCUUGCUCUGAGAUCUGAGAGAGUUAACGAACUUGAUAACAUGUCAGUAUUUCCUGGACUGGAAAAAAAUAGAAACUGGACUGAGUCAAUACACUUAUUUCCGGCUGAGCAGACUCUUGACAUCAGGAUGCUUGGUUCUGGCCAGGUUUUCGUCCCCCUGGGGAGCCAGCAUACCUUUUCCUUAUCCGUGUUUGGACUUCCAGGAGGAGAGCAAAAUAAAUCUAUUCCAACCUUCCAGCUCCGCAUUUUUCUGAUUUUAGGUAGUUUGGUUUUGCUUUGUUUGCAUUCCAAAGAUGCUGGGGACACGUCUAACUGCUCUAGUUUCUCCAGAGGAAGCUGAGAGCCUGGGCCCUGAAGCCAGGAGUCCUUAUUGGGAUGUGCCAGUUCAAGCAUGGUUGUUUCUAACUGCUUGUGUGUGAGUUGAAAUCAUUCGCCGGGUGGUGGUAGUGCCUGUCUUUAAUCCCAGCACU